Messenger RNA from Dendroctonus ponderosae (mountain pine beetle), 2487 nucleotides. RefSeq lists its product as uncharacterized. The coding region runs from base 302 to 1615 and encodes 437 amino acids. The transcript has 4 exons. Lineage: Eukaryota; Metazoa; Arthropoda; Insecta; Coleoptera; Curculionidae. The record is from RefSeq and is a predicted model, not a curated record.
UUUUACAAUUAUAUCGUUUUUUAAUACUAUAAAAAGUUCGACGUUGUUUCGAUAAUAGAAAACGUGCAAAUGUCGAUAUAGCAGCACCGUUCCUACUACAUUGGACAUGAGCUUGAAAGUUUAAAACCCAGGUGACUGUUGGUUAGCCGAAGACUGUUGAAGCUUCAGCUUAUUUUUACCGUAAAAAGCAUUUAUUAUAGUAUAAAUUAGAUUCUUUAACGGAUGCAAUAUUGUUGAUUACUGAGCAGCAGCUUUCAAUUUCUAAGUUUACAAAAAGCAUUCCAGCAGCAAUAAGAUAAAAAUGUUAAAGAAUGUAGAUGUGUGUAUUGUUCAUGCCUUCCUGCUAUAUUUUGCCAUAAAUUCGAUGGCUUUUGAAAAUGAUAUUCCUUUGAAAGAUGAUGAGCAUAAACAAAUGUCUGAACAGGGCAGAUCUCAAUAUCAGUUGAUCAAAGAAAAAGGAACAUUGCCAAAAUAUGGGGCAUGUUUUAAGGCAGCUUUAAAACACAUUGAUAAAGGUUGUCGUUAUUUAAAUGAGGAUACUCAGAGUGAUAUUGCUUUACAUAUAACCAACUGUUUCCUGCAAAUGUCUGGACAUGAAACAUAUAACUGCGAGUUGGACAAAAAACCAAAUCUACGAGGCAUAUGCAUAAACAGCAUGUCGGAUCGAGCUUUCAAUGUUUACACCGAAUUUUACACUCACACACAGAAUAUUUGCUGGUUUUUACGAGGACAGAUUUGGCACGAAACAAUUUCAGAAAACACGUAUAGGAUGGGGAGACAGUUGGCCAUUUCAGUGGAGCAACAACAGGACUUUAAUAGACUGCAAAAAGAGAGCAUGGAGUUGCAGGUAACAAUGCUUGAACAAGGGCGGUUUUUGGAAAGAGUUCUGGACGAUGUUGCAAAUUCAACGAAAGGUCAUCAACAGCUUCUAAAGUUCUUGUCACAAAAAGUAAGUAGUCUUCAAGGAUGGAUUGUUGGAGAAAUAUCAUGGAUAGAUUCCAUAAUAUUCAACUGUUUCGCUCUGGUUUUAAUUUUUACAUUUACAUCGUGCCAGAGAACAGUAAACGCCAGAUUUCCGUUACUUUUCUUCCUUUUUGUAAAUAUUUUGCAUGAACGAGUUAUCUGCUCAUUUUAUACUAAAUAUAACGAGAACUCCGAAGCUCAUACUUUGUACAGUAAUUUAUACAGCUUUGUUUGGUACUCUCGCUAUGCUUUCACUUUUUUAUCGGUAAUAACUGUUUUAUAUAUUGGUUUUACAUACAAGGAUAUCUCUCAGGAAAACCUGAAUUUAUUAAAUACGAUAAAGAAACAAAAUAUCGAUAUUUUAGAUAAUUUUAAAGGAAACAGGAGGAGCAGAUCGCCGAAUUUCUCUUCAAUAGCUCCAAACUAUACUGAGCCAACGUAUUUUUAUGAGAAGGAAGUUAAUUCUACUAUUGAUAUAAAAAAUGAAAUUUCGAAUAAAAAAAUUCGAGAACGAAGCAUAGAUAUCCCAAAUACGCCUAAAACUGAAUUUCGCAGUGACUAUCCUAAGAAAACCUUUUUGUCUCCUAGUAUAAGAUACGAGCUUCGAAGCCUAAGCAGACAGUGUUCACCAGAUUCAGGUUUUGAUCGCUAACAUUUCGCUUUAACGAACUUGCAAUGUAAAUGUUUCUUAAUGUUUAUAUUUGGUAGAUAAUUUAUUUAUGUCAGGGAACUUAACAGAAUAUAUUAAGCGAAUUAUUCAACCGUGAAAUAUCUGGAAUGAUAUUAAAGCUAAUAUGUCCGAUAUUAGCUUUAAUAUCGCUUCGAGUUCGAUUCCCAAUUCCUAGCCAAAGCUUACAUAUUACCUUAGUAUCUCCCAAACUUUCAACCUCAAGCCGAUAUCCACAUAUUGUGAGAUGUUUUUGAGUUUAGACUAUAACCAAUGUCUUUUUUAAGACAUCGUGAUUUUUAUCAGGAUAUAUUUAAGUAUUUUGGAUCUGAAUUUAACAACCGUCUACCCUAUUACACUGAUAUUUAAGAGUAUAGCUGUAAGAAUGAUAAUGUAGAAUGAUAUUAUUAAUUUAAAUACGUUUAUUUAUAUUUGAGAAUAAAUAGAAAUUAGAUUAAUAAGUAGCAUAUUACCAAACUGAUGAUGUAGUUCUGGAUACUUUGACUGAUAUAGACUAGUAGUUGAUAGAUAGUUGAUACUGACUAGUAGUUGAUAGCAAUAAUAAUAGGAAUAGUAAGGUUCUAAAGUUUCAAAGAUUCAGAUAAUGACGCAUUUGAUCUACACACUAAAUACCACAUAUGUAUGAUAAUGCAUAAUAAAUUUAGUUUUAUCUGCCCAAGAUAAAACUGAAUUUAUUAUGCCACGAUAUCUUCUGUUUUAUCUUGAAACAAAUACAUUGCAAUUUGAUAUAAUAGAGUAAGGGUGUAUAGAUAGAUUAGUUAGAAAUAGCUAACUUAAAAAAAAUGUUCUUUAAUUUUUCGCAAAAAUAAAUCUAYUACAGGCACACCUGAAAAGUU